AUGGCAUAUGUUCUCAUUAAAAACCCUGGUACCAAACAGUGCAAAUUGUGCCCACACCCGACGUUCCUAGUCGAAUUGACUAAGCACUUAGUUGGCGUGCAUGGCAAGGACUUAGCAGAGGCCAAGGAGUUGAACAAGCAGAAAACGGCUAAUCAGAAUGCCGUGGUCCGUAUCAUCUACUCCAGACAUGUUCUGCAGCAUGCAUUCCCAUCCUUUGGGGAGGAUGCUAUCUUCACUGGCAAGGACGUAGAAAAAAUUCUACAUGGCCAUGAGGAUGUGAUGGACCAACCCUGGCCACGCCAAACCGGGACAGCCGCUCCUCUCAGUGCAGUGUUCCGAUCCGCCCCAUUACACAUGCCUGAAAUGCUACCCUUGGCUCAUUCUGCCGUAGAGUCUCGACCCUCUACCAGCCCAGGUGUAGAUGCCCCCCUCCCGGCUCACGCAUUUUUAAAUUCCCUAGAUGUCCCUGGUGUUUCUGCCCCCCAGGAAAGCUUCACUUCUGACAAUGUCACCCCCGCCCCUCCUCCUGGCACUGCCGCUUCCACUUCUGGCACAGAGGCUUCACCCUCUAAUCUUCUACGUGCCCCUUCUCCCUGCAGCAGUCUUUCCUCGAGGGCCUCCGAGGAUUUAACGAAAGAGGAUUGCUGGCUUCGUUUAAAGAAAGUAGCCCUCGAUAUGUUCCCAGUGGCCCAUGACAGAGAAAUCCCCAAACAACACACAGUCUUUGCCACCUUUAAGGACCUCGCCGAGUUCAAGCAACUAGGUGGCGUGGAUGAUAAGGGCGUGCUGGCACCUGAGGGCAAAAUCAUCAUCAAGACGAAAGGCCCACUACCAAACCGAGGAAAUGGAGUUUUCGCUAUGCGGAGGCACACGAAAGGUCAGGUGGUCAUUGAUAAUGGCGGACAGUAUCUUUCCGGCAAGGAGGGGGAUGCCAAAUAUUAUGCAGGCUCUGAUGGAGGCAUGGGCUACAUGAUUAAGUUUCGGUUUGGUGACAAGUGGCACUACAGAGAUGCUUCCACGGACGACGGCCACAUGGGGCGGCUGAUUAACCACAGCGCCUGUUGCUCCAACGUCAAAGGUAAUCCCAUUGAUAUCUUUGGGGAUGGCAAACCGGUCAUAGUCUACACAGCGACCAAGGUAAUUUUUCCAGGAGAUGAAAUUCUACUUGACUACAAUGAUAGUCAAUCAUCUGCCGAGUUCCUGAAGAAAUGUCCCGUUUGUCAAGGAGAUCCGCUCCGAAAUAAUGCACUGGUUGCUGAGCCGGAUAAUCAACCACCCAAGAAGCGUAGGAAACGGGUCAUUUAG
Lottia gigantea (owl limpet) is the source of this 1305-nucleotide messenger RNA. RefSeq lists its product as hypothetical. The record is from RefSeq and is a predicted model, not a curated record. The transcript is spliced from 2 exons. Gene Ontology annotation, molecular function: protein binding. Lineage: Eukaryota; Metazoa; Mollusca; Gastropoda; Lottiidae. The coding region runs from base 1 to 1305 and encodes 434 amino acids.